GACAGCUGUGACGUCAAUACCAAGCAGCUGUCUGUAUUGACGUUUACUUAGCUCAUACCUUUGAGUGUUUAGUUGUAGUGCAAAGAAUUUACUGAAAUUAUGAGAUAACGAAAGUGUUGUGACUUGCUGGUUUCGCUAGAUCAAUUUAACCUGUCCCCGCAAAAAUUUCUCCGUUUCUUUAUUUGUGAUGUAAUUUAAUUUAAAAACUCUAACGAUGUCUUCUAUUUCCCUUAAACUAACAAAUUUACGAGCGUUUCUCUCCAAGAGACCUUUAGUGAAAGGUAUGGUAGCCUACACUGUCCUAUGGCCGACAAGUAGUCUCGUGCAGCAGACUAUCGAGGGGAAAACGUGGAAUACAUAUGACUGGAAAAGAUGUUUUCGAUUUGCGGUGUUUGGUGGACUCUUUGUGGCUCCCACACUUUACGGGUGGGUUCGUUUCACAUCAGUCAUGUGGCCCAGAACGAAUUUAAAAACGGCAAUCUCAAAAGCCCUAGUUGAUCAGGUCUCUUAUGGUCCCUUCGCUAUUAGUUCAUUUUAUGUUGGGAUGAGUCUGUUGGAACUAAAAUCAUUUGACGAGAGUAUUCAAGAAUGCAAAAACAAAUUUUUCCCUACAUGGAAGGUGGCGGCUCUAGUUUGGCCGGUUCUUCAAACUAUCAAUUUCUCCCUUAUCCCAGAAGGAAAUCGGGUAGUUUUUGUAAGCAUUUGUAGUGUAUUAUGGACAACAUUCCUAGCAUAUAUGAAACGACUUGACAAAUUAAAACAGGAACAAUAGUUCUAAGCUUUAGGACCAGGCGAAUCUAGAUAAUGAGUUGAGAGAUGGAUAAUAUAUGUGUAUAUUUCAAGUAGCGAAAUCAUUGUAAAUAAUAGGAAAUUGUUACAUAGUAAUAAAUUGUUAUUGUUGUUU
Messenger RNA from Hermetia illucens (black soldier fly), 904 nucleotides. Its product is annotated as mpv17-like protein. Bases 215 to 772 code for a protein of 185 amino acids. The transcript is spliced from 5 exons. The record is from RefSeq and is a predicted model, not a curated record. Gene Ontology annotation, cellular component: cytoplasm; membrane. NCBI's taxonomy places the organism in Eukaryota, Metazoa, Arthropoda, Insecta, Diptera, Stratiomyidae.